Molecule: messenger RNA, 1758 nt
Organism: Clonostachys solani
Lineage: Eukaryota; Fungi; Ascomycota; Sordariomycetes; Hypocreales; Bionectriaceae
Source: the annotation of a GenBank genome assembly
AUGUCUCCAUCUCAACCAUCACUGUCCGUGGCGACCGGCGACAAUCUGGAUUUUGCGUGGGAGCAGCUCUCCCCAGUCCCGUCAAAGACAGACGCAUCCCACGCCGAGGCCAUCCCCGACCGUGUGCGUCGUGUGGCGGCUGACCUCGACGAGCUGGACCUCUACUACAACCUCCCCAACGCGCCUCGCAGAUAUGCCAAAAUCAAGGAGUACUGCUCGUCCGAGCUCUCGAACAUCAAGGACCUUCCAUUCGACUCCCUUUCGCAGCAGGACAAGGUGGAUAUCGUCCUCCUGACACGCUUCCUUGAACAUCUCAGCCGCCAUCAGACCCUCGUAGAAGAGUCCCACCGCAAGGUGCAGCCGCUCGUCCCCUUCGAAUCCUCCAUCACGGCCCUGUGCGAGGCGAGGCAGGAUGGCCGAGUAAUGCAAGCUGAGCAGGCCGCCCACGACCUGGACGAGAUCCGAACCUCGAUUGUCCAAAUCCAGACUGACAUCCAAGCCGGUAGAACCACUGCCAGCAAGCCAACGGCUCACCAGGCUACCAAGGUCAUUGAGAAUUUGCGCGGACACCUUCAAGAGUGGUUCGACUUCUACUCAACCUACGACCCAGCCUUCGAUUGGUGGGCCACCACUCCUUGGCAGGCUGUUGACACAGCCCUUGCUGGCUACAUAGACACCAUCCUGUUUACCGUGGUUGGCAUCGAUCCGGGAAACGGUGGCCAUGAUCAAAUCGUCGGCGAGCCCAUCGGCCGUGCCAUGCUCCUGUCCGAGCUCUCCCACGAAAUGAUCCCCUACACCCCCGAAGAGCUCCUCUCCAUCGCCCACAAGGAAUACGAUCGCUGCCUGCUCGAGAUGAAAGCCAUCUCCAACGAGCUCGGCUUCGGCAGCGACUGGAAAAAGACCCUCGACCACGUCAAGACCCAAUCCGCCCCCAUCAGCAAGCAAACCGACCUCGUCCGCCACCUCGUCAACGAAGCCGCCGCCUACGUCCAGCACCACGAUCUCGUCACCGUCCCGCCCCUCGCCGCCUCCACCUGGCGCAUGUUCACCCUCACCCCCUCCCAGCAGCGCACCGCCCCCUUUUUCCUCGGCGGGCCGUCCAUCCUCGUCGCCAGCCCGGCCUCCUCCAUGGGUCAGCCCCUCAAGGCCGCCGUCCUCCGCGCCAACAACCGCCACUUCUCCCGCGCCGUCGCCCUCCACGAGAUGAUCCCCGGCCACCGCCUCCAGCGCUUCGCCGAGCGCCGCCACAGCACCCACCGCGCCGCCCUCUUCUCCACGCCCUUCCUCACCGAGGGCUGGGCCACCUACUGGGAGCUCCUCCUCUGGGACCGCGGAGACUUCUUCGUCACGCCCGAGGACAGGGCGGGCACCAUGUUCUGGCGCAUGCACCGCUGCAUGCGCGUCGUCUUCUCCCUGCGCUUCCACCUCGGCGAGCUGACCCCGCGGCAGUGCGUCGACCUGCUAGUAGCAAAAGUAGGCCACGAGCGCGCUGCGGCCGAGGCCGAGGUGCGCCGCUCGCUCGAGGGCAGCCCGCUCGAGGGGGCGUACGGGCCGCUGUACCAGGCCGCGUACCUGCUCGGGGCGCUGCAGCUGCGGGAGCUGAGGAGGGUCGUGCUCGCGGAGGGGCGGAUGGGGGAGAGGGAGUUCCACGACGCGGUGCUGCGUGCCGGCGGGAUGCCGGUGGAGAUGAUCAAGGCGUUGCUGCUGGGGGAGGCGCUGUCUCCGAGGUAUCAGACAAGAUGGAGGUUUUACGAUUAG